AUGGAUUUCUGUGAUGUGCUGAGCAAUCCUGUCUACAAUACUGCAACGACUAUCUAUGAGAAGGCCGAAAUGUACUUAAAUUUGAUGUGGCAGCCGACUGCUGCUGAUACUGCCAUCAUGGACUAUGCCAUUGGUAAGUGCUUAACUCGCUAUUCAUUCUUGUCUGUUACGGACUACUUCAUGUUUUCGAGUGUUAUGAAGGAACAUUGUCACUUAAUUAUAAAAAAAACAUGUUUCUGUGGGCUUUGA
Molecule: messenger RNA, 249 nt
Organism: Dibothriocephalus latus
Lineage: Eukaryota; Metazoa; Platyhelminthes; Cestoda; Diphyllobothriidea; Diphyllobothriidae
Source: the annotation of a GenBank genome assembly